This is a messenger RNA of Strongylocentrotus purpuratus (purple sea urchin), 944 nucleotides long. RefSeq names its product adhesion G-protein coupled receptor G2-like. Gene Ontology annotation, cellular component: membrane. Gene Ontology annotation, biological process: G protein-coupled receptor signaling pathway. Gene Ontology annotation, molecular function: G protein-coupled receptor activity. The transcript has 2 exons. NCBI's taxonomy places the organism in Eukaryota, Metazoa, Echinodermata, Echinoidea, Camarodonta, Strongylocentrotidae. Bases 205 to 618 code for a protein of 137 amino acids. The record is from RefSeq and is a predicted model, not a curated record.
UUGGGCGUGAAUCGAAGUGAUUCAAUAUUAAAUAAUAUUGUUUAAAAUAUCACUUAAUUUAGUGGCAUUUACUUAUUACCGUAUUUUCCAGGCGUACCAGCUGCUAUUGUAGGAGCAACAGGUGGUGUACUGCGUCGUGACUAUGCUUUACAAGAUUUUUGUUAUGUGCAGCAGCAGGCUUUGAUAGGAGGAAUCCUUGUGCCCAUGGGCGUCAUCCUGCUAAUCAAUACCUUCAUCUUCAUCCUCGCUAUCUGUAAAUUUGGCGAGUCUGCCAGCUUCUCGGCUUCACGAGUAUGGGACCGCGAGGCUGAACGUAGAGAAGGCAUCGAGAGAACACAGACUGGUGUUUCCUUCCUGGUCCUCAUGGGUUUGACUUGGUCUACGGGCUACCUGGUUCUUCUGCAGGACGACGUUGCUGAAGUUCUCUUCGUGAUCUUCAACUCCUUACAGGGGUUCUUUAUAUUAGUGGUCACAUUAUUAAGGAAGGAUAAUGUGUGGAAGAUAUGGAAACAGCUUUGUUGUACAAAGUGUUCAGAAUCUGAGAUGACUAGAUCUCGGCCAGGUCGUAAUUUCGUCACACGGCACGUCACAAGCAACACACAUGAGCAACAACUCUAAUACAGCAAUAGAGUUAUCUGUUUCACAUUAAGAUGCCAUGGGGAAAAAACUAGACCUAAUCAGAUUUUUUAGUUUUGAAGAAUAAUUAUCCGUCAGAAGUAAUGAGGAAAAUUCUAUUCUAGCGAUGACCGUCAAAUGAUCAUUAAACGAAACGCAUGCAAAAUUCAUCCUGGUUGGGGCAUCGGGAGAGGGGGCUUCGAGUGAACAUCCCCCCCUCAAAAUUUUCUUUCGGCAAAUUCGAUAUUAUUUUAUAUCUGUCAGCAAAUUUACAAAAUGAAUGACCCUUUUUUGUAUUUGCUUGUUGGAAAAUGUUGAGCUUCUUUGUU